UUCCCCUUUUCCCCUUAGUUUGAGAAGAAUGGCUAGUGUUGGGAAGAAAUCAAAGAAGACCCAUGAGAGUAUCAACAACAGGUUGGCACUUGUAAUGAAGAGUGGAAAAUACACUCUUGGUUACAAGACUGUUCUCAAGACUCUCAGGACCUCCAAAGGGAAGUUGAUAUUGAUAUCAAACAACUGCCCACCUUUGAGGAAAUCUGAGAUUGAGUACUAUGCUAUGCUUGCUAAAGUUGGUGUUCACCAUUUCAAUGGCAACAAUGUUGAUCUUGGAACAGCAUGUGGGAAGUUUCACCGUGUGUCAUGCCUCAGCAUCAUUGACCCAGGUGAUUCAGACAUUAUCAAGUCUCUGCCUGGAGAUCACUAAGAGUUGGUGAUCUAGUAGUAAUCCUCUAGAAACUAUUUUACCCGGGCUGCGCCAAUCAAUUUUACUUAUGUUGAGAGAAUCUGUACUAUCUUUUUAUUCUUGUACUUCGGAGUUAUACCAAGAUCAUGGAGGAUUUUGGUAUUAUCUAGUUUUGUUGGUUUAUCAUUUCUCGAGAAGUUUUGAGGCCAAGUACAUUAUGAUUUAUUCAUAGAUCAAUUUCCCUUUA
Lycium ferocissimum is the source of this 596-nucleotide messenger RNA. Its product is annotated as large ribosomal subunit protein eL30-like. The transcript is spliced from 4 exons. The record is from RefSeq and is a predicted model, not a curated record. Gene Ontology annotation, cellular component: cytosolic large ribosomal subunit. Gene Ontology annotation, molecular function: structural constituent of ribosome; RNA binding. Bases 29 to 370 code for a protein of 113 amino acids. NCBI's taxonomy places the organism in Eukaryota, Viridiplantae, Streptophyta, Magnoliopsida, Solanales, Solanaceae.